UGUUAUGUUAUUAUUCAUAUUUGAAUGAUUUGAGACUGCAGUUCCACCGCCCACCAGUUGAGGCCAACCAAACCCGGAGCGCCUCUACUUUUAACUUCCGUCUCCAAAACCAAAAUGGGUGGCGCCAAAGCUUGACAACAAAGCGGCUGUUCCCUCACAACGGACCACCCGAAAAAAGCUCGCUUUUCUCCCCAAAGUUCACCUUCAACGACUUUUUUUUCUCUUCCGCCAACAACGUCCGGAUUUUAUAACAAGGGCUCGGGAGUGUUUUUGAUCGUCCAGAUGUCAACAUGGCUCCGAAGAGCGAGCAACUUCUCAUCGUGUUGUCCAUUCUGGAAGGGCGCGAUUUCCCCAAGUGCCCUCGGCUCAGCUUGGAGGUUCAGGCGAGCUUCGACGGCGAGCAGCUGACCACCGACCCCGUGGAGCACCUGGACCAGCCGCACUUCAGCACUGAGCUGGCCUGGGAGCUGGACCGCAAGAUGCUGCACCAGCACAGACUGCAGAGGACCCCCAUCAAGCUUCAGUGUUUCACCGUGGACUCCAGCAACAACAGCAGGGAGAACGUGGGCUACAUUGUGCUGGACCUCAGAUCCGUUCAGGAAGUCCCACAGGAUCCACGCUGGCAUACGCUGCUGAGCAGCAAGUACACAAAUAAGAAGCCGUCGCUGCUCCUCAGCAUGGUGCUGGAGAAUGACGGCAAGUCCACGCCGCCACCACCGCCCUCUCCCCAAGCACCCCGAAACAAGAAGGCCCAAAGAGCGCCUCGCUCGAGCGGGCCUGUAACCCCGCAGCCCCUCCUGGACAAGCUGGAGGCGGUCCUGGUGCCUGAGCAGGGUUACCAUCAGGUGGGACCCGACAGCGUGGCCACCGACAUGUUUGUGCUGUCCGUCACUGUGGCUUUUGUCGCCAAGUUGGAACAGUUAAUCCCCACCACGCUCAAGUUGUCAUCAGAGGAUGCCGGCUUCUUCUUUUUCUACACACUGCUGGGCAACGACAUCACCAGUGAGCCCUUUCGGAACCUCCUGACGCCGGACUUCCAGCCCGAGCGCGCCUCGGUGCGCGUCCGCAGCAGCGACCGCGCCCUGCGCGCCUUCCUGUCGCAGCAACCGCCCUUGCAGAUCCACCUAUGCUGCGGCACGCACUCGCUGGGCAGCGCCGACGUGCCCCUGGCCACGCUGGCCGGGCUCGCCGUGAACUUGGAGGAGAGGGCGGCCACAGUGGAGGGCGUGUUUGCGCUACAGCCGCCCGCCCGUGUCAGGCGCUCGCUGCCGGCGAUGCCCGCCGACUUGCAGCCUAACGUCAGCGUGGCCAUCACCCUGCGCCGAGAGGACGUGGCGCUGGAGCUACAGACUUCGUCCACCAAAGAAGGACACGACAUAAACCCGUGCGCUGCCGUCGCGCCGGCCGCCGAGGACCAAAUUGCCAGUUCGACUCCAAUCCGAAAUCCUCCUGAGGUUGUUGCGCCGUCGCAGACCCAGCAGGAGGUACUGUCGCACGACGUGGAGCCCCUCGCCGUAUGUCAGGCCCAGGGCGAGGGCGCCACUUCUUCGUUGGUCGGUUGUGCCCUCAAAGCGUCCAUUCCGCCAUCGGCGCAUCGCUACUGUUUCUCUCUGGAUCUCUGCAACCUCAGACAGACCGGACUCUUACACACCAUCGCUGCCACAAUCAGGUACUCGUACGAGUUCUUCGGCAGCGCGGUGCCCGUGAUGACCAGCCACCCCGUGGAGCUGCGCAGGAACACGGACGUGUCUCUGCCGCACUCUUACUGCGCCUUCGACUUUGCCGCCGUGCCGCAGCAGCUGCAGGAUACCUUCCUCAGAAUUCCUCUGGUGUUGGAGCUGUGGCACCACGACGCCGGCAGUACCAACGAUUUCCUGAUUGGCCGAGCCUCGCUGCAGCUGUCUCGGCUGCUUGCCGCCGAGAGGAGCCGACACCCGGCCGGUGUGAGGGAGGCGCCCUGGCGCCAAAUCCACCAGGACCGAAUCCCCUUCUUCUCCACCCAGAGCUCCAACGAGAAAGCAGCAGAGUUGAGCCUGGUGGCCACACUGGACGACUUUGGGCUCGUGAACCCUAAGGACAUCCCCGUGUCGGAUUCGUGGCCGAAUGAGCCCGCGCCUCCUCUGCCAGAGAUGGCCGCCGAGCCAGCUGUGCCGCCUGCGCCCGGGGGCCCGCCGCCCCCCCGAGAUAGCGCCGAGUACCGCACGGCCCUAGAGCUAGAGCUGUGGAAGGAGACGCAGGAGGAUCUGUUCAACGAUCAGCUCCGGAAGAAGGAGUUGAGUCACAUGCAAGCGCUGGCGGAGGAGUGGAUGCGACGAGAGCGCGAGAGGGAAGCCUGCGUGAAAAAGAAGGAAAUGGAGUGCAGUCGUCUGGAGGAGCAGCUUCAGAAGACUCUGUCUGAUCUGGAGAAGAAGGAGAAGAUUUUGAAUGAAGCCGAGCUAAAGACCCAAAGGCUGCAGCGCGACCUGCAAGCCGAACACAAGCUAGAGCGGAAGGAGGCGCAGGAGACCGUCAAGAGGCUGCAGCUGGAGUGCGACCACCGGAUUGCGCUAGAGCGAGACAAAGUGCGCCUGAUGGAGGAGGAGCGAACGCGGCUCCUGAAGCAGAUCACAGACUGGGAGAACCGCUACAAGCAACUGGAGAAAGACUUUUAUCACUUCAAGGAGCAACAGAACGUCAAACCCGAAGUCCGCCUGCAGUCCGAGAUCAACAUUCUGACACUGGAGAAGGUGGAGCUGGAGAGGAAGCUGGAGUCCACCACCAAGUCCAAACUUCAUUACAAGCAGCAAUGGGGGCGCGCACUGAAGGAACUGGGUCGCUUCAAACAGCGCAAGGAGGAGAGCGAGAUUAUGCGUCUGAAGAAGCAGCAGGCCGAGUUGGACGCCAUGAGGCUGCGCUACGUGGCCGCCGAGGAGAAGGAGGUGGUACGACAAGAGCGGCAGGAAUUGGGGGACAUCAGGAACGAACUCAAUAGGUUGAAGCAGCAAGGGGAUAUAGGCCCCACCUCCUCGUACCCAGUCCCCAGUUUGAACCACAGCGCAGAGGAACACCUGAGCCGCCUUCUGGAGGAGCGUGACACGCUUCUCCGGACCGGCGUCUAUGGGCACGACGACCGCAUCAUCGCCGAACUCAACCGGCAAAUCGACGACGCCAUGGCCGACGUCAGCUGACGGCCAAUCCGCGAACAGCCAGGGUACAUCACGGCAGGAAUGCUUCCGUUGCGCUCAUGGAAAGUGCCGAGCUCGGCUACCCCUUCCGACAUGUGAAAGUAGCAUGUGAAUAAUAACCAGAGUUUUAAUUUAUUCAUAAUUGUGGUUUGGUGCCACGCGACAGGGCGAUGCAGUCAGAAGAUGGCGCUACAGCCUCACUAGAUUUUUUUAUUUUUAAAUAAAACGUCACUAACUCAAAAAGACACUUUCUGAUUUCGAUUUUUACAAUUUCUUAACUCAAUAAGGUGACGUAUGACGUUCGAAUAAGAGUUACGUGAUUGGCCUCCCGUUGUGUGUAAUCAAGCAACAUGCAAGUCAAAUCAAGUUUAUUUGUAUAGCCCUAAAUCACAAGCAGUCUCAAAGGACUUUACAUGUACAAAAAAGUUUGACAGUUAUUCUCAAAGCAUUCCCUGAUCUUAAACUCCCAAAAGAGCAAGGGAAAACUCAAAAACCCCUACUAGGGGAAAAAUGAGAAACCACAGAUGGUCACAGAUAUCGUAGAUAUCCCAGAUAUCUUUGUCAAAAUUUUCAACCUUUUAUUCAAACUCAAACACAUUAAAAACUGUUCAAACUUG
This is a messenger RNA of Syngnathus typhle (broad-nosed pipefish), 3781 nucleotides long. It is a transcript of the gene cep120, whose product is annotated as centrosomal protein 120. Gene Ontology annotation, biological process: interkinetic nuclear migration; positive regulation of centriole elongation; centrosome cycle. The transcript is spliced from 18 exons. Gene Ontology annotation, cellular component: centrosome; centriole. NCBI's taxonomy places the organism in Eukaryota, Metazoa, Chordata, Actinopteri, Syngnathiformes, Syngnathidae. The record is from RefSeq and is a predicted model, not a curated record. Bases 291 to 3167 code for a protein of 958 amino acids.